UAGUUGUUUUCUUGGCGACUGACCGUUUGAGAGUAAGCUAUGGUAUUUUGUCAGUUCGAUGAUCCAACGUGAAURUUUCCAAGAUCCAUKACCUGGUUAKAAUUCUUACGCUUCUACGCGCGUAGGUAUUUUCCACAAUGUUCAAGCGCAAUAAAAAGAAGGUCUCGAACAAGCCUCAACGUCUCGAUAUCUCUAUGCCGACCAACUUUGAGCAUCGUUUCCACACUGGCUUUGAUCCCAAUGGAAAAAAGUUUGUAGGAUUACCACCUCAAUGGGAAGCCGUACUAGGAAUGAAYGAAAUAAAACGACCUCAACCACUUGUUGAUCCCGACGCAAUCACUGAAGUUGCUCCAAUACCGCGAAGAUCCGAAGCUCGAAGAAGACAAAGCCCACAAAUAAACAGUGUCAUCUCAGUUAGUCGUUCGAAUUCGUUACGGGACUCGCUGCGGACCAGCCCUGCUUCAAGACCAGUCGUUCAGAAAAGGCCUCCGCCACCAAAUUAUCAAAGAAUAGACGAAUCUAUCGAAACAGCUGAUUUUAGAAGAAGUCACAGGCCGCCAAGUCGCGAAGAACGGUACUUCGACGGACGAAGCUACCCCCACCGAGACGAACGUCGACAUGAUAUCCGGGAUCGUCGUAUUAGUUCUUCUCACAGAGAAAGCUCUGAUUAUGGAUCUGCUAGCACAGAUUCAGCUGGAGAAACGUCAGACGAUGUGAGAACAACCAGUAAGACAAAGCUGAUGUACUCAGAUGCGCCCGUUUCGCACGACCAAUUUCGCAAAGCUUUGGAGUUGGUUGUCACGGCCGUGGGACAACCUGAAAGUUUGGACAAUUUUAUGAAAAUUGGCGAGGGAUCAACUGGUAUUGUUUGCCUUGCGCGGGACAGGAGAACAGGUCGUCAAGUUGCGGUUAAAAAAAUGGAUUUAAAGAAACAACAAAGGCGAGAAUUGUUGUUUAACGAGGUUGUGAUCAUGAGAGAUUAUCCACAUCCUAAUAUUGUAGAAAUGUUUGGCAGCUAUUUAGUUGGUGAUGAACUUUGGGUAAUAAUGGAGUAUCUAGAAGGAGGGACGUUGACUGAUAUUGUCACACAUACUAGGCUUUCAGAGGAACAAAUAGCAUGUGUGUGUCGAUCUGUUUUAAGGGCUUUAACAUUCCUUCACUCACAAGGCGUCAUACAUAGAGAUAUUAAAAGUGAUAGUAUUCUUCUCACAUCUGGUGGAAAUGUUAAAUUAUCUGAUUUUGGGUUCUGUGCACAAGUAACAGAAGAUAUGCCAAGACGGAAAUCUCUUGUCGGUACUCCUUAUUGGAUGGCACCUGAGGUUAUUGCAAGAAAAGCUUAUGGCACAGAGGCUGACAUUUGGUCUCUCGGAAUCAUGGUWUUAGAAAUGAUAGAUGGUGAACCUCCUUAUUUCUGUGAGCCUCCUCUUCAGGCGAUGAGGAAGUUACGUGAUGGAGAACCACCAAGAGCUAGGAAAGGACAGAUGUCUCAGAGACUGCAUUCUUUCAUUCGACAUGCUCUUAUUCGUGAUCCAAGAGAUAGAGCCACAGCGUUUGAACUGUUGAACCACGCAUUUAUCCACGGCGCAAAUGGAUCGACAGCUCUUCCAGACCUAAUGAAGACAUAUAGACAUAGUGUUUGCUGACACAUGAACUUUUGACUCAGAUUUUAGCUGAUUUACAAGGUGGAAGCAUAUCGUGUAACAUUUUAUUAGUGUAUUUAUAAUGGGUCGGAUACAUUUUAGAGAUUAUACUUUUGUAUACUUACUGACCUAGAUGAAACAGUAAGAUUUCCAUAUAGAUGAUAUUAGUGGCUGUUUGAACUAAGCGUAACAACUGCAACAAGCUUUGUUUAAAAGCAAUGAAAACUUUUUCUGUAGAGGUUUACAAGUAAGUUACUAAAGAGAAAAUUGUAGUGGCAAUUCUCGUAUAGAGAGUGGAGUUGUUGACAAGAAAGUGGCAAACGAAAAUGCCUCUCGUGAUAAGAAAUUGAUUUAGAAUUGUACAUUGCAAAGAACAAGUAUAUUUAAGAAUUCUUGUCAUAUUAUUAGUCACUGAUAAACGUUGUUCUAGUGAUAUUCUAGUAGGUGCGGAAGGAAGCACUAUCAUGUGUGCAUAGAUCUGUACAGGUUUGAUUGAAUGAAUUAAUAGUUGCUCCUGGCUGAGUACAAUAUAAUUUAAUGUUUUUAUUAUAUAGCUCGACAAUGAGCUGCUUGAUUUAAGGAAUAUUAGUGAGUGAUUACGUGUGCGAAAAUCGCCAUAUUUAGUUUGUGUAAAUAGAAAUAUAUUUUUGAUAGCGCGCUUUGUUUUAGGAGGUUAUUCAAUAAACUCAUAGUUUAAAUCCGACCAAUGAAUUGUAAUAUGCGUGUCAGUACGAUCUCAGUGACUAUGUAGUUGCUAUAAAACUUACGUUUACAAUAAUCUGAA
Exaiptasia diaphana is the source of this 2424-nucleotide messenger RNA. Its product is annotated as serine/threonine-protein kinase PAK 5. The record is from RefSeq and is a predicted model, not a curated record. Gene Ontology annotation, molecular function: protein serine/threonine kinase activity; ATP binding. Lineage: Eukaryota; Metazoa; Cnidaria; Anthozoa; Actiniaria; Aiptasiidae. The transcript is spliced from 6 exons. The coding region runs from base 138 to 1643 and encodes 501 amino acids. Gene Ontology annotation, biological process: intracellular signal transduction; protein phosphorylation; regulation of MAPK cascade. Gene Ontology annotation, cellular component: cytoplasm.